Molecule: messenger RNA, 3378 nt
Organism: Neolamprologus brichardi
Lineage: Eukaryota; Metazoa; Chordata; Actinopteri; Cichliformes; Cichlidae
Gene: klhl34
Product: kelch-like family member 34
Molecular function (GO): protein binding
Source: RefSeq, a predicted model, not a curated record
CAUGCUCGCUGGUGAAGGCAGAGAAGGACAAACACACAGAUGGAGAAAGCUUGCCGAAGGAGACACACUCUUUCCUGCGCCUCUCAUUUCCUGUUCUUGCUCUCCGACUAAUAUCCAAUUCUUUUUACACUUUUUUGGUGCCGGCUUGUCAGCAACCUCUUUUUUUGACUUCACUCUUCAGCUUUUCCUGUGCUUGCUGUAUUUAAUGUUUCUUCACCGCUGCUUCCUGGCUCCUUCCUGACAAAUCUUUUCCUUUAACUUGCUUUCACUUUUUUCAAAAGUUUCCUUACCUUCCUUCUAUCAUUUCCACUCUCUUGUCUGCCGUCUUUUGGAUGGAUAGCUACUCUGUCCUCUACAGUUCUUCCCACAGAACCGGACUUCUCUCUGGCUUCCAGCGCCUUCGCUCACAGAGGAAGAUGUGUGAUGUUGUCUUACAGACUGGCGGCAUAUCUUUUCCCUGUCAUCGCGCCCUUCUAGCCAGCUCCAGUGACUAUUUUUGGGCCCUUUUUGGAGAGACUACUGCAGAGAGAUUAGCAGGCUCCAUUAGCCUCCCUGCGCUAACACCAGAGGGCUUAGAUGCCAUUCUGGACUUCCUGUAUUCAGGUUGGCUCAGCAUCUCACCCUCCACACUUCCUGUUGUCCUGGAAACAGGCAGGUACUUGCAGGUGGAAACAGCUGUGGCAAUAUGCGAGCGUUACAUGACUGAUGGUUUAAAUGCCAAGAACUGCUGUGACUAUGCUAACCUGGCUGAGCGCCACGCCCUCUCAAAUGCACUUGAGGCUGCCAAUCAAACCAUUGCCAUGGAGAUGGGAAGCUUGAUACAAGAAAGCAGGGACAAUCUCCUGACAUUGAAUAUCGAAUCACUGUUGGUGGUUCUAGAUGCUGAUGAGAUACCUAGUGUUAAGGAGGUGGAGCUCAUAAAGCUGGUUCUGGAUUGGCUGGAUGAUAAUGGGCCCCUCCCACUCCUGAAAUCAAAUCUUUUGUUGAGUCGUUUGCGCUUUGGAUUGGUCCCCCCGUCUGACCUCACAAAUAUUAGCCAUGCCCACAGAGCCAUGGCCACACCUUUAAUAAGGAGCCAGCUGACACGAGCAUCCGAGUACCACAGGCUCGGUUCAACUCAGCCCAUCAGGCAGAGCCGGCAGACAACGCUUAGAGCAUCACCCAAUUGCGUGCUUCUUGUGGGUGGCGGGUCCAGCACUGAUUGGCCAGAAAAGCAGGUGAUGGCGUUCGAUCCAAAGAGGAGGAGUUUUUCAUCUUUGACUUGUGUUCUCCCGCUGAGACUGAGAAAUCCCUGCGUGUGCUCAGUGGGAGGUUUCCUCUUUGUGAUUGGAGGAGAUGAAGUGAAAGAGGGAGAUGAAGAUGAGAAAAGGCCUGUUACUGUAGCAACAUCCAAUCAGGUGUGGCGGUACGAUCCUCGCUUUAGUUGCUGGGAGCAGGUGGAGUCCAUGCUGGACAGGAGGGCACAGUUCACUUGCUGCGUGGUGGAGGAUGUUAUUUAUGCUUUGGGCGGACGACACACACGACCAGACACCAACACACAUGCCUCUGUAGCUUCUGUGGAGUUUUAUGAUAUGGCCACAGCAGCAUGGAGGAAAGGGCCACCAAUGCCUCAGACACUUUAUGGCCACGCCUCUGCUGUGCUUGACAACAGCAUCUAUGUGUCAGGUGGUGUUCCGGGUAACUAUAGUUACACUCAGGAUGAAAGCAGGGAGAGCAGCAGAGAGGUCUUCUUCUGGGAUCUUAAAGGCAGAGUCUGGGAAAAGAGGGCAUCCAUGUCCAUCGCCAGGUUCAGUCAUCGCUUGGCAACUGCUCAUGGCUAUAUCUAUGCACUGCUGGGGAUGUACGAACCCUUCUGUGAUAUCGAACGAUACCAUCCACGGUCAGAUCACUGGAUGCGACUCAAGCCGCUUCUCACUGGCUCCUUCAACUACGGCAUGGUAUCCAUGUCAUCUGGGAAUCUGCUGGUUUUCGGAGGGAGAAGGUGGAGUAACGGGCAGGAAGUGGUUGCGAAGAGUGUGCUGGAGUAUGAUACAAAGAAAGAUUGCUGGAGAGAGAUCUGCCAGCUUCCCAGACCUCUCACUGGGACUGAGUGUACGCUGCUGCCUCUGCCAGACUAAAGAGCACAAAAAGUGAGAAACGUAUUUUACAAGUGCUGAGAGCCAGUUCCUAAAGUGAGAAUUUCACUUUGAGUGGGUGUAAUAUGGUAUCAAAAUGCUGAGUAGAUGCUUUAAAAUCAACCACAAUGUAGUAUAUUUUACCCCCAUUUUGCCCAGGCUGUUCAAACUCUAGGUUUUGGGUACUAAAACACAGAAAUAAGGAUAUUGCUCAUAGUUGAGCAAUAGUCCUUGGGGCCUGUGCUGGAAACUAGGUUGGGGGACAUGAUAUGUUUACUACCACGCAGCCCUCAUCCCCUUCCUCAGUUGUAAUACUUUUAUUUUUGAAUAGUAUUUCUGGUCUUUCUGGUCUAGGGAAAAAUAUCAAACAACUAGUUUGAUACAGCUAGCCUUAGGCAUGUUGUCUACACUUAUUUGCAUUUCUUUUGAAUAGUAAAAUGAAACGAUACCAUUCAUACCACUGAUAAACACAUGGAGGUGUACAUCAACAAAGCAGUUUGGUUAGCUUAGCAUAAGGCACACAGCCAAACACAGUAUAUAAUUUUUAACACUUUUAUGUCUCCAUUAAUUAAAGAUGUAGCCUAAGGUUUCAUUUUUUCAUUUUAAGCUAGCUGUUUUUUUAUGUUUCCAGUAUUUAUGUUAGGCUAGGCUAACCUUCUUCAAGAUAAUCCAAAUGUUUCUGAUCUAGAGGGGAAAAAAAUCCCAAACAAAGCUCAUAUAUUUUUCCUUAAUAGAAAUCCUAAAGGUUUUAAAUAUUUUGUGUAAUAGGUGGAUAAAGGCUUUUCUCUGGUUUCAUUCUUUAAGAAACCUAGCAACUACUUUUUCGUAAGAAUCAUUUGUAAUUUCUGAACAUAUACACUUACCAAAGACUUUUUAGAAACACCUUUCUAAUACUGGGUUUGGAUCCCUUUUGCCUUCAUAACGUUAUUCUUCAUGGCAUAGAUUCAACAAGGUGUUGGAAACAUUCCUCAGAGAUUUUGGUCUAUAUUGACAUGAUAGCAUCAUACAAUUGCUGCAUAUCUGUUGGGUUCAGGUCCAUGAUGCUAUAAUUGACUGAUUAGGUAUUGCAAUAACAUAACAUUUGAACACUUGAAAAAGUGGCAAGGGGGUGUAUAAUCUUCAUAAACCCCUAUUUUGACAAACGAAAGGCUAAUGCUGGUUAGCCAUAGCAAUGCUAGCUGAUGUCCCUAUCCCAGCUUUUAUGAUAAAUUGUUUACUGCUGCUUAGUUCAACACUUGUAGAUUUUGCAGAAAGAUAUAUGAGA